Aricia agestis (brown argus) is the source of this 473-nucleotide messenger RNA. RefSeq lists its product as uncharacterized. The coding region runs from base 119 to 412 and encodes 97 amino acids. The transcript is spliced from 2 exons. NCBI's taxonomy places the organism in Eukaryota, Metazoa, Arthropoda, Insecta, Lepidoptera, Lycaenidae. The record is from RefSeq and is a predicted model, not a curated record.
AAAGCAUUACGUGUCUGUUGGCCAACACGAGCGUCACUCGUCGCGAUGACCUCUUGAAACCGCAUCGUCAUUUACCGUUUAAGUGUGCAUUUGAUUUAGUUCGGUCAAUCUGUUCACAAUGAACGGAACUAUUUUCCUAUUCCUCACUGGGCUGAGCGUCUGUUGCGUCCAGAACGCAGCGACGCUACCUAGAGACAGCUCCGUGGUUGUGACGGAGGCGAUCACGCAGGCGGAUUUUGAGUUCCACAUAGACAAGGAACCAAAGGAAAUUGAGAGAUAUGGACUGAUCCAGCCGCAUAGAGUAAAAUGUGACUAUGAGGAGGCUACCGAGGACGCCAGCUGCCAGAACCACUGCUUACCAAAAGGCUACUCGUACGGCAUCUGCGUCAGUGGUACUUGCAGUUGUGUUUAGUGGUUUGAAAGUUAAAAUAUUUUUACAUGAAGAGUUUUUUUAAUAAAUAAUUUUGUUAUUU